This is a messenger RNA of Parnassius mnemosyne (clouded apollo), 939 nucleotides long. The record is from the annotation of a GenBank genome assembly. Lineage: Eukaryota; Metazoa; Arthropoda; Insecta; Lepidoptera; Papilionidae.
AUGGAUUCGUUACCGGUGAACACUCUGCUCGAGUUCCAUAAAGAUACACUUCAAACCAUUCGUAAGGAUUGCAAUUUGGAUAAGCCAGGAAGUAUGAAUCACGCUAUCGACAUAUUACAUGAGUGGGUGAAAAAACAAAAUCAUUUUGAGAUUAAAGACUAUCCCAGAGAAUAUUUAGAAAGAAGAAUAAUUUUCAAUAAAGGUUCAGUGGAGCGCGCAAAGUCAAAAAUAGACAAAAAUUGCACUCUUAGGACGUUGAUGCCGCAGUUUUAUAAAUUUAUCGAUUUUAAGACUGAAUUAUUAUAUUCGGACUAUACAUGGGAUUGCUUAUUACCUAAGAUGACUGACGACUAUUACAGAAUUUACUCAUUAAAGAUUGUUGGAAAACGUUUUGAUCGCGAUAAUAUGAUGAAUUACUACCGAUGGACAGUUGCGAUGGCAGAAUAUAUGACAGCCUAUGAUUAUUGCAGAGGCAUAAUAAUAGUGUUAGACUUUUCGGAGGCCGAUCUAGUCGAAUUACUAAAAAUAAUGGACUUCGUUGAACUGCGCCAAGCUCUUACAUUAUUAAUUGAUGGUUACGCAAUGAGAAUAAAAGCUGUUCAUAUAAUUACUCCCUCAAAAACUGUGGAAGUCUUAGUUGGACUUUUCAAACAAAUUGUCAGUGCAAAAUUAGGUCAACGCAUUCAAAUACACAAGGAUUUGGAAUCACUACACAAGGUUAUCCAGAAAGAUGUAUUACCAGAAGAGCUAGGUGGGAAUGAGAGAUCUAUAGUUAAAUUGCACGACGAAUGGAAAGAUGUUUUAAGUUCAAAGGAAUUUCAAAAAUAUUACGACAAAAUGAGAGCAGCUUCCACAAAUGAGAAGUGCAGACAGACUGAGAAAUUAAACGAAGAGUAUAUGGGAAUAUCAGGCACAUUUAAAAGAUUAAACGUAGAUUAG